AUGUCUGAGGGGACCGAGGAACAGGAUUUUGUUAUUGUAACUGUUGACGACAGUGAUGAUAACAAUGAGUGCAGUAUUGAGAUGGUGGAAGAUUCUGAAACAGCAGAUAAUUCCACUGAUGACAUAGCAAAUGAUUCCACUUAUGACACAGCAGAUAAUCCCACUGAUGACACAGCCACACAACCAAAUUUUCCAGGCGGCAGUGAUGACCAUCACCGUCCACUCCAAAUGUCAUAUGGGUCUCACUCUGUCACCCAGGCUGGAGUGCAGUAGCACGAUCACAGCUUACUGCAGCUUCAACCUCUUGGGCUCAAGCAAUUCUCCCACCUCAGCCUUCCCAGUAGCUGGGAUGACAGGUGCAUGCCACCAUGCCCAGUAGCCCAUGGUGACCAAACCAUUUCACAGAUCAAAUGCCCAGUACAUUUAAGAAGAUACAGUUACAACUCAGAGGAAGUGGAUUUGCCAAAAAGAGGAAGAUUAUCUACUCCAGAGGUACAGUCUAGCACACCACCACCAGCAGAAAGGCAGGAAACCCAUGCCUGGGCCAGCCCUGCUGUAGCAUCUCUUGAGUCAGCAGCAUGUCCUGAACUGCAGGAAAGAGACCUCAGUGAGAGUUCAUCAUAUCCCAGAAUUGUCUCCUCACGUUCAUUACAGCCAUAUGUCGCACAAGGUGGCUCAUUUCCUUGUUUCGGUAUGCCGUGUAACUUUAUCAGUGGAGGUGCUGAAAGUACCCAUGGUGUCAUCUCAUUUGCCGACGCUACUACAGCAGUACCUAUGGCAGGUCUGUCACGAGGAGAACCCAGUCUGGCAAAUAACCCUGGUGUGGUGAAUUACUCUGCUCUACUGGAAAAUGAAGAUGUGGGCCCAGGUAGAGCCUUGUCAUCUUUCUGCAUCCAUCCCAAUUUGGAAAUGCCAGAAAGACCAGCAAACAGCAGUAAAAACAGCACUGAGACAGUGAAUUACCCAACUUUAAUGGGAAAUUACAGUGGCCAAAAUACUGCCUCUUUAUCUGUCUUCAUCCCUCCCUAUUUUGCUGAGAAAAUUAUACUUAUUGAAAUGCCAGGAACAACAGAAACCAACAUGGAAAAUAACUCUCAGACAGUGUAUUACCCAUCUUUAUUGGGAAAUAUGAGUGUCCCAAAUCCAGCGUCUUCAAAUCUUCCCAUCACUUCUAAUUUUGAAUCUGGCCCACAAAUGAAUUCUGGGACAAUGAGUUACUCAACUGUAAUGCAAAAUAGCUGUGACCAAGAUGAUGCUUCAGCAUCUGCCUGCCUCACUCCCAAUUUUGCACUGUUACCUCUGAACAUUUUGGUAAAAGUAGAUACCAACACGGAAAACAGCCUCAACACAAUGAAUCGCUCAACUUUAUUGAACAGUGACAGUGGCCAGGAUUCUUCCUCAUCACCUGUCUGUAUCCCUCCCAAGUAUGGCUAUCUUGGUGAUCCAAAAAGAAAUGUCAGAGUACUUAAAACUCAUUUGCUGGCCGUACGAAAUAUGGCCAAACCUAAGCAAGCAGCCUGCUAUUUGGUUCGUAUUUUGUUCUCCAAGGAAAUCCUGAUUAGCAACUCAGUGGAUAUCCAUUUGAAAGACAGCCAGUCCCUUGACCCAAACAAAAUGGCUGCAUUGAGAGAAUAUCUGGCAACAACUUUUCCCACCUGUGAUUUGUGUGAACAUGGAAAAGACUGGCAGGACUGUAUUUCUGGUAUCAAUUCUAUGAUCUACUGUUUAUGUUCUGAAGCCAAGAGUACUCCAAAAACUGUUCGCAAAAAUAAAAAGCUUACCAACCCUGUUGCACCAGCAUCUGCAGACAGAAAUGACCAUAGGGAUAGAGAUGGUGGUGAAGGCAGUUCUUGGAUGUUUCAGCCAAUGAAUUAUUCUGAAAUGAGAGAAAAGGGGAACUUGCAGCCAAACAGUAAUUCUAUCCCUGAAGAAAUGCAAGAGCCUUCCACUGAAAAUCCAGAGGAACCUGGUGAAGCAUGGGGCUAUUUUGGAAGACCUUGGAGAAAUAUACGGAUGCCAUAUUCAGUACUGACUUUGGCAAAAGCUAAGUCUUGCGCAAGCCUGUCAGCUAGAUACCUUAUUCACAAACUCUUCACAAAAGAUGUCCUGAUCCAAAGUAACGUCUAUGGCAAUCUAAAGCAUGGCCUGUAUGCCCUUGACCCUAAUAAGAUUAGUGCUCUCCAAGAGUUCCUCCAAGAAAACUACCCAAUUUGUGAUCUCUCGGAAAAUGGAAGGGACUGGAAGUUGUGUGUGACCUCCAUCAACAGCAGUAUCCGUAGCCUUAGACAUAAUGUCAGAAGUGCUGAAGCCAGAUCUCAGUCGCUUCCAGUAGUGACCCCUCCAGAGUCGGAGCAGGAGUAAAAGUCAAGAGAUCCCAACGCCACUGACAGAAGCACCUGA
Cercocebus atys (sooty mangabey) is the source of this 2400-nucleotide messenger RNA. It is a transcript of the gene BEND2, whose product is annotated as BEN domain containing 2. The transcript has 14 exons. The record is from RefSeq and is a predicted model, not a curated record. Gene Ontology annotation, molecular function: DNA binding. NCBI's taxonomy places the organism in Eukaryota, Metazoa, Chordata, Mammalia, Primates, Cercopithecidae.